Messenger RNA from Colletotrichum godetiae, 519 nucleotides. RefSeq lists its product as uncharacterized. Bases 1 to 519 code for a protein of 172 amino acids. The record is from RefSeq and is a predicted model, not a curated record. Lineage: Eukaryota; Fungi; Ascomycota; Sordariomycetes; Glomerellales; Glomerellaceae. The transcript has 2 exons.
AUGGCGAAACGCGACAGCCUGACAGUAUGGCUCCCCAAAGAAAUGUACGGCUCCGUAGAGCCCUUUGCCGACGACAGAUUCAUCUGGUGCCCGAUGCCUUUUGACAAUUCACUGCCAGUUGAGCAGACAUCAUUCAUCGACAUGGGCGGCGACGAUGAGAGCGACAGUAACAACAACGAGCCCGCACAACAAGAUCCCGACAAUGACCAACCGAUAAUAGACUACGACCUUCCCGCCCCGCCGCCCGCGGCCGUGUUAGCGGGGCCGGCGACGGACAUGUCUCCUUCGGAAACUGAAUCCGAACGAGAGUUUCCGCUGCGGCAGAUUAGUCAAAAUCUCGGCCGGGGACGGCGGGGGAGAUCCCGGAAGAUGAGGCCGGGUAGGCAGCAAAAGCACAAGCAUGCCGGGUCCGAGAGUCGGGGGUUUUCGGUACAUUUGGGGCUGAAUCUUGAUAUUGAGGUAACUCUCAAGGCGAGGAUAUUUGGCGACUUGGAGAUUAGCGCUUUUGACGCAUUAUGA